Limanda limanda (common dab) is the source of this 760-nucleotide messenger RNA. RefSeq names its product MIS12 kinetochore complex component (gene mis12). The transcript has 2 exons. Gene Ontology annotation, biological process: mitotic cell cycle; protein localization to kinetochore; kinetochore assembly. Lineage: Eukaryota; Metazoa; Chordata; Actinopteri; Pleuronectiformes; Pleuronectidae. The record is from RefSeq and is a predicted model, not a curated record. The coding region runs from base 1 to 672 and encodes 223 amino acids. Gene Ontology annotation, cellular component: nucleus; chromosome, centromeric region.
AUGGCGCGGGAAGCGAGCAGCAACAUGGAGGUCAGCGGAGAAGCAGACGCUCUCUCUCCGGACACUUUAAAACUCUACGAGGCUCAGUUCUUCGGCUUCACGCCGCAGACCUGCAUGCUGCGGGUGUGCAGCGUGUUCCAGGACUGCAUGUACGACAUCCUGCCCGUGGUGGAGCAGGUCUGUGUGCGGCAGUUGAGUAAGGGCGAGUCGGCAGCGGCGGAGGAGCAGCUGCGGGGCCGGGCCCGGGAGUGCAGCCGCAGACUGCAGCUCUUCCUGGAGGAGAGGUUCAAGCAGCUGUCCGAGCGGAUGGAGGCGCUGCUGGUGACCCGCUGCUUCUCCGUGCCCCCCAACGUGCUGCUGCCCGAGGACCAGAGCCACAACAAGUACCCCCAGGGGCUCCAGGACAUGCUGAGGCUGGAGUCGUCCCUGACAGACAUGCAGAGAACCUAUGAAGCAGAGGUCUGCGCCAGACAAGCGCUGCUGGCCGAGCUGGAGGAGCAGAAGGAGGUGCAGAAGCAGCUGGAUGGUCUCCGGACUUGGAUCAGAGAGCUGCAGGCAGCCUGGGUGAAGGAGGGUAACGGCAACUUUAGUGAAAGUUUCCGACUGGUGAUGGAGUCGGUAAAGAACCUGCAAGAGGCCGUCGCAGAGGUCUACAAGAAAGCACCUCACUGAACUGAACUCAAAUUUGUUUUAUAUCUCGAUAUUCCUCCAGAACUUUAAUAAUGUUGUUUUUCAUUCUCUUUUUUUGAACAACAGCAGU